CUUCCCCGGAAACCGCACAGCCAGUCGGUGGCACAGAGCACUCGCUUCACUUCUCUGCCUCCGCUAGCGCAACGCCGUCUGCUUCUCAUCACUUCCAUGGCCGCCGCCGCCUCGGUGGCUCCGUCCGGCCCAGUCCCGUUCACGGAAGUCGACGAUGGCACGGUCCCGGAGCACACUCCCAAGGAGGAGUUCGGCGACCUUGUGGCCUCCCUGCCGCGCAGGGAGCAGUCCAUCCUGGAGCUGCGUCUGUACCAGGGCUUCUGGCUGCCGGAGCACUGGGUGCCCGGAACCAUCGUGUUCCAGCGCCGCUUCACGCCGCGCCCCGACGACGUGAUCCUCGCCAGCUACCCCAAGUGCGGCACGACAUGGCUCAAGGCGCUGGCCUUCGCCACGGCGGCGCGUACGGCGUACCCGCCCUCUGACGCCGGGCACCCGCUCCGCCGGAUGAACCCGCACGACUGCAUCCCGUUCAUCGACGAGAUCUUCGCCGGCGGGGAGGACGCGAAGCUCGACGCGCUCCCGUCGCCGCGACUGAUGAACACGCACCUGCCCUACGCCCUGCUCCCGGCGUCCGUCGUCACUGCCACCGGCGGGUGCAGGGUCGCGUACGUGUGCAGGGACCCCAAGGACAUGGUGGUCUCGCUCUGGCACUUCCUCCGACGCACCAAGCCGGACCUCUCGUUCGCCGACACGUUCGAGUCCGUCUGCGACGGCACCGUGGCGGCCGGCCCGGUCUGGGACCACGUCCUCUCGUACUGGCGCGCGAGCGUCGCGACCCCGGACAGGGCGCUCUUCCUGAAGUACGAGGACCUGCUGCGGGACCCCGCCGGCAACGUGCGGCGGCUCGCCGAGUUCAUGGGCUGCCCGUUCUCGGCCGCCGAGGAGGCCGCCGGCAACGUCGCGGCCGUCGUGGAGCUGUGCAGCUUCGACGAGAUGAAGGGACUGGAGGUGAAUAGGCCUGGUGGUGGCACCGCGGGGAAGUACCGCGCCAUGCCGCGCGACGCAUUCUUCCGGAAGGGUGUCGCCGGGGACUGGGCGAACCAUAUGACGCCGGAGAUGGCGGCGCGGCUGGACCAGAUCUUCCGUGACAAGCUCCAAGGGACGGGGCUCGCCUUCUCGUAAUGCUUAACAAUCAUUUCGAGACGUGGACGCUUUUGGAUUUGCGAUUCUCUUGGCAGUUUUGCGUGUCUACAUUUCCGGAGGAAUAUAUGGUAAUGCAAAUGUGUCUACAUGAGUGGAAUAAAGAGCGAUUUUAUAUUGGUCACACGAUUCGAUCAAAUUUUUAUAUUUGUUUGUUCAGAGUCUAAGAAACAAAUGUAAUUCCUUCAAUAGGUGCUGCAAUUGCAACUGCAAAACUCUCAAGUUCUGUCA
This is a messenger RNA of Sorghum bicolor (sorghum), 1371 nucleotides long. RefSeq names its product cytosolic sulfotransferase 5. Gene Ontology annotation, cellular component: cytoplasm. Bases 97 to 1122 code for a protein of 341 amino acids. Gene Ontology annotation, biological process: sulfation. Gene Ontology annotation, molecular function: sulfotransferase activity. The record is from RefSeq and is a predicted model, not a curated record. The transcript has a single exon. Lineage: Eukaryota; Viridiplantae; Streptophyta; Magnoliopsida; Poales; Poaceae.